Molecule: messenger RNA, 2169 nt
Organism: Debaryomyces tyrocola
Lineage: Eukaryota; Fungi; Ascomycota; Pichiomycetes; Serinales; Debaryomycetaceae
Source: the annotation of a GenBank genome assembly
AUGUGGCCAUUUCUAGAUAGGAUCAUGUAUGAUCACUCGACGGAGGAGGAAUAUUACAAAAAGAUGCAGCAGAAGUCGUCUUCGUCGAGUGCCAUUACGGUGGGGCUAGUGGCGGCGGUGGGGGGAUUUUUGUAUGGGUACGAUACUGGGCUCAUUAAUGAUAUUAUGGAGAUGACGUACGUGAAGGAAAGCUUCCCGGCGAAUGGACAUAGCUUCAACGUACACGAGAGAGCGUUAAUAACCGCCAUCUUGUCACUCGGGACAUUUUUUGGGGCGUUGAUAGCUCCGUUGAUAUCAGAUACAUGGGGUAGAAAGUUUUCGAUCAUUGUAUCGUCAGCGAUAAUAUUUAAUGUGGGAAACAUCUUGCAGGUGUCGUCCACAGAGGUGGUGCUUUUGUGUGUUGGGAGAGCUGUUUCGGGGUUGUCGGUGGGUAUACUAUCAGCCAUUGUGCCGUUGUAUCAAGCUGAAGCUUCGCCAAAAUGGGUAAGAGGUUCCAUUGUGUAUACUUACCAAUGGGCGAUAACAUGGGGGUUGUUGAUUGCUAGUGCUAUAUGCCAGGGGGCAAAAAACAUUAUGAAUUCGGGUUCGUAUAGGAUACCGGUGGGAAUACAGUUCUUGUGGGCACUUAUUUUGUCUGUUGGGAUGCUUUUUUUACCCGAAUCUCCUCGAUUCCAUGUACAGAAGAAUAACAUCCAAGAAGCAUUAAAAUGCUUAGCUAGACUAAGAAAAGUGCCGACAGAUGACCCUGAUUUGAUAGAAGAACUAGUUGAAAUCAAGGCCAACUAUGACUACGAAUUAUCGUUUGGGAAGGCAUCCUAUAUAGAUUGCUUUAAGAGUGGUGGAGGGAGAAAUAAGCAACUUACGAGGAUGCUCACAGGUAUUGGGGUGCAGGCAUUUCAACAAAGUUCAGGAAUCAAUUUUAUUUUUUAUUAUGGGGUUAAUUUCUUUGCAAAUUCAGGAAUUAAUAAUUAUUACUUAAUGUCAUUUGUAACUUAUGCAGUUAACACGCUUUUUACAAUACCAGGGAUAUUUUUGAUUGAAGUUAUAGGAAGAAGGAAACUAUUAUUAUUUGGCGGCAUUGGAAUGGCUGUUUCAAAUUUCAUAAUAGCAAUUGUUGGUGUGAGUAUGUCAGAUGAGUCAAUCAGUUCAAUAAUAUGUGUGUCAUUUUCGUGUGUCUUCAUUGCAUUUUUUGCAUCAUCAUGGGGUGGUGCUGUGUGGGCACUCUCUUCGGAUAUAUAUGGUAUUGGUAUUAGACAGAAAGCAAUAUCGCUUACGGCAGCGACAAAUUGGUUAGUCAAUUUUACCUUUGCAUUUAUAACGCCAUAUUUGAUUGAUACUGGUAAGCAUACCGCAGCAUUGGGUAACAAAAUCUUUUUUAUCUGGGGUGGUUGUAAUGCUCUAGGCGUCGUAUUUGUGUACUUUAUGGUUUACGAAACGAAGGGAUUAAAAUUGGAAGAAAUUGAUUUCAUGUACAAAAACUGUGUGAACGCUAGAGCUUCGACUAAAUUUAAAUCUCAAAAGAUUGUAUACGCCAAUCAAAUUUCAACACCAAUUUCAGAGCUUCUUAAUCCUAACAUAUCGCAUAUCGCAAUUGAAAAAUCAAGUGGAAGUAACAAUAAUGGCGACGAUGAUGAGAAUAGCGAAGACGAUCACCAUGAUUUUGGUUUAGAGAAUGGAAAUGCCUUACAUAACAAUUUGGAUAAUAGGAAUAUAACUCUUAUCCCUUAUAAGAAUAUUAUUUCGCCUCUGCGAUCAUUCAGUUCAGAUUCUUCAAGUGACUCUGACUCAUCUUCACCACUCAAUGAUUAUGAAAGAUAUUUACAUAGCUUGCAAAAAGAAGGCAGUCAUCAUGACACCUCGCAAACCUCAACGUCCUUAAUUACUGACAAUAAGCGAAGUCGUCUUAAUUCCAUGCAUAAUGCCCACUCCAGGGGUAAUUUUACUGAGGAGGACUUGAAGUACCUCAAUGAUGAAUAUGAUUUAACUAGGGCACCCCUAAAACCAAGCACGAAUAUGACUGUUAUAGCGGCACCAUUUUUUGACGCUCCACCAAGCGAUUCAGACAGCGAGGACGAAAACGACGAUCAAAUCGGUGACGAAGACGAUAGCGAAACAGAACCAGAAACCCCCAAGGGCUCACCGGUUGAUACCAAGGACUCUAGUUCGUAG